This is a messenger RNA of Hemibagrus wyckioides, 2707 nucleotides long. RefSeq names its product T-box transcription factor 2b (gene tbx2b). Gene Ontology annotation, molecular function: RNA polymerase II cis-regulatory region sequence-specific DNA binding; DNA-binding transcription factor activity, RNA polymerase II-specific. The transcript is spliced from 7 exons. Gene Ontology annotation, biological process: regulation of transcription by RNA polymerase II; positive regulation of DNA-templated transcription; cell fate specification. Gene Ontology annotation, cellular component: nucleus. Lineage: Eukaryota; Metazoa; Chordata; Actinopteri; Siluriformes; Bagridae. The coding region runs from base 437 to 2500 and encodes 687 amino acids. The record is from RefSeq and is a predicted model, not a curated record.
UGUGAGAUAGUUACAGUUGUGCAGUGGACAGGGCAGGAACUAAGCCGCUUCACCUCCGCUUCUCUCUUAGAAUAUGAUCGUGCAGAUGGGCAUCUGCGUCGAGAGAGUGAUCUUAUUUUUAUGAGAACGGCGCGCGCGCAGGAAACAAAUAUCUUCUUUCAAAGUGUCGUUGCGCUCACUUUGACCGGUAAUAGUACGAGACUUGGUGAAAUCUCCAGCUAUAGGGAAACCGAAGUGCUUAUUCCCUGUAGCCACUCUGCCUCCGCUCUCUUUUGAACGACAAUACAGAAACUUUGCACUGUAGUCGAAGAUUACCUCAGCGUUUUUCUCUCCUCAGAGCGUUACGACGGCAUAUUCCUGCUGGAUAAGUGCCGCUGUGAAAGGAAAAAAAAACAUCACUUAAAUAUCACAUUUUUCAGCGAUUUUGGAUGCACCGAUGAGAGAUCCAGUUUUUUCAGGCAGUGCCAUGGCUUACCACCCUUUCCACGCUCACCGGCCCACCGAUUUCCCCAUGUCAGCGUUCCUGGCGGCCGCUCAGCCCUCCUUCUUCCCGGCUCUAGCGCUGCCGCCCGCCGCUCUCACUAAGCCGCUGACGGAGCACAGUCUGGCUGGAGCCGCCGAGGCUGCGCUCCAUCCGGCGCUCAGUCACCACCACCAGGCCGCUCAUCUACGCAGCCUCAAAAGUCUCGAGCCGGAGGAAGAGGUGGAAGAUGAUCCAAAAGUCACACUGGAAGCGAAGGAUCUAUGGGACCAGUUCCACAAAUUAGGAACAGAGAUGGUUAUUACUAAAUCUGGCAGGAGAAUGUUUCCUCCCUUUAAGGUCCGAAUAAACGGACUUGACAAAAAAGCCAAAUAUAUUUUGUUGAUGGAUAUUGUGGCCGCUGAUGACUGCCGCUACAAGUUCCAUAACUCGCGCUGGAUGGUGGCAGGGAAGGCCGACCCGGAGAUGCCCAAGCGCAUGUACAUCCACCCGGAUAGUCCAGCUACAGGAGAGCAGUGGAUGGCAAAACCUGUCGCUUUCCAUAAGCUCAAACUGACGAACAACAUUUCAGACAAGCAUGGAUUUACUAUACUGAAUUCAAUGCAUAAAUACCAGCCCAGGUUCCAUAUUGUGAGGGCCAACGAUAUUCUGAAGCUGCCCUACAGCACUUUCAGGACAUAUGUGUUUCCCGAGACGGAAUUCAUUGCUGUCACUGCCUAUCAAAACGACAAGAUUACACAGCUGAAGAUUGAUAAUAAUCCCUUUGCAAAAGGCUUCAGAGACACGGGAAAUGGAAGGAGGGAAAAAAGGAAGCAGUUAACUCUGCCCUCUUUACACAUGUAUGAGGUUGGUCAGUGUAAAGUGGACCGGGAAGGGGCAGACUCAGACGCGUCCUCAGGCGAACACGCCGCAGCCAGGGACUCUGUCCAUUCUCCUCUCGGACCUGCAUCGAGUCCUCUCGCUUUCACCAGAGCCAAUAGAGAAGAUAAAGCUUGCUCUGACAGUGAGCAUGAAGCUGAGCACCAAGAGGAUCGCUGUGGAGGAUCGAGCAGUCCUAAACCACCCUCUCCAUUCAGCCCCAGAUGUGAAGAGCAGUCGAGAGAGAGGCAGAACACGGAGAAGAAGGAGGACUUGUCGGAUUCAAGAAAGCAAAACGAGUCCAUAUUUAGCCUAGGCAACCUCGACAAACAGGAGAACAAGCACAGGAAAGAUAGUACAGAAUCGUCUAAGAAGGACGUGGACAAUGUUGGUCUUAGCGGAAGUAAAGACAGUUUCUCGCCACUUAUGGUCCAGACAGAGAGUCCAUCACAUUUCGGAGCAGGACAUCUGCAGAGUCUAGCUCUCUCUGGCCUGCACAGUCAACAGUUCUUUAACCCUCUGAACACCGGACAGCCUCUGCUCUUUCACCCAGGACAGUUCGCCAUGGGCCCUGGAGCAUUUUCUGCUAUGGGUAUGGGACAUCUACUGGCUUCAGUAUCAGGAACAAGCGGCUUGGAGAAUGGCAGUCUUCCGGCACAAGGGGCCGGAAGUAAUCCUAAUCCAUUUCCCUUUCACCUGUCUCAGCACAUGCUAGCCUCUCAGGGUAUCCCCAUGCCUCCAUUCGGUGGUCUGUUCCCCUACCCGUACACGUACAUGGCUGCAGCAGCUGCCGCGGCCUCUGCGCUCCCCGCCAGCAGCACUUCCUCUUCUCUCUCGCGAAACCCGUUCCUAAACAGCUCACGGCCGCGGCUACGCUUCAGUCCCUAUCAACUUCCAGUGGCUAUUCCUCAAAGCACAAACCUGCUCACCACUGGAUUGGCAGGUGGCCUGAAUCCCUCAUCGGAGUCCUCGAAAUCAGGCAGCAGGGAGGCUAGUCCUGUGCCCGAUCAACACAACCAUAAAGCCGCGUCCUCUCAGAGAAACGGCUCUCCCAAAGCCACACUGAAGGAGUCCAUCAAUGAACUACAGAACAUCCAAAGGCUAGUGAGCGGCCUGGAAAGCCAAAGGGAGCCAUCCUCACCCAGGAACUCUCCCAAAUGAGCCAGGAUCAACAAACCUAUCCAGGGCAUGACUUGAACUGGCAGAGGAUGUUAUUAUUAAGUGGCUAUCGGAAGGAUCUUCGUAUACUUUUUUUUUUUAACCAGUGGAUGUUCGCAGUGGCAAUAGCAAAAAAAGAAGGAAAAAAAUUAUUAACAAAAUAAUUUGUUGAAUAAGAAUUAACUUGGUGCUCUCGUGGUGGAAACUUGA